GUAUCAUGAGAGCCCCAGCAGCAGCAGCAGCAGGCUCCGAAGCUGGACCAGUAGUAGCAGCAGCAGCAGGCGCAGCAGCAGCAAGCGCAGCAGCAGCCGCAGCAGCAGCAGCAGUAGCAGCGGAGGGUCGGCCGUCUCCCGCCCGGCUCGAACUGCUGAAUUUAUCCCACUCAGCGAAGCCAACUCUGAAGCUGUCAGAGACGUUCUUCUUGAUUAUGAGCGUGAUCGCCAGCAGCAGCCCAUGCAUGUCGUCUCCGAACCAGCAAUCCGUGUGACACCUGGCAAAAUUGGGGGGAACAGA
Messenger RNA from Closterium sp. NIES-67, 301 nucleotides. The record is from the annotation of a GenBank genome assembly. Lineage: Eukaryota; Viridiplantae; Streptophyta; Zygnematophyceae; Desmidiales; Closteriaceae.